CACACACACACACACACACACACACACACACACACACACACACACACACACACACACACACACACACAGAUGUUGUGUGUUUGAGCAGGGUAGGGAACAGGACUUGGAACAGCUGGGACUUUAAGACCCAUCCUGUGUACCAGGGAGACCACAAUCUGAUCUUCUCCCCUUCUGGCAUCAUGGGUCAGAGCUUCAGCUUCUUCUCUUUGAAACACCACCCACCCAAACAAGAUCCCAUUGAUCAGAAGCACCAACCAGGAGUCUUCUCCAAGCUGGCGGCUGCUGCAAACAAGCCUGGAGAUUUCGUACAUCUCAUCAGCAACUGCAUCUCUGCUGCAUCGACCAGAACCCAGGAGUACCUCGCCUUUAAAGAUCUAGAGGAGAAGUUCCACCCGAGUCCUCGUGUGUUGAUUCAGGUCUUCCUGAUGACCUACAUCACUCAGAUCUUCAGCCUGAACGUGACCGACGCCUUCAGCUGCACGGUCACGACGCCCGAGCAGCGGGUCCUCCCGGGAGCUGACUGGGUUUGGGCCACGCUGGAGAAACCCUCCCAGAACCCAAAAAUACAAAUCGUUGUUCAGGUUCUCCACCUACCUGAGGGGGAGGAACCCGAGGAGACAGCAGAGGAAGCCAACAUGGAGGCCAUCAAGAUGGCCCAGAUGGAGCCUGGUGGGAUGAACCCCCAUGAGAAAACAGUUGACUUCCGCGCCUCUGUCGGGAAGGACUGCUUCGCCCUCUUCCUGCUCUUCGGGAAACAAGACGACCAGGAGAACAUCUACGGUGUCCGGAGCAAUAACUUUGAGGCGGCCAUUGCAAAAGGCAACAAGGUGGACAGGUGUUUGAUCGAGCACUUCUUCAAGGGUUCUAGCAGGUUCCACACACCUUUAGAAAUCAUGCAGGCGGUUUUCAGCAUCAAAACGAGCCGACCCCUCACCCUGAUCACCAAAUUCAGCUGAAGAGGCCAUUUUCAUCCUCUUGCAAAUCAGACAAGUUUUAUUAGGAAAAUCUGGGAAAUUGGGCACCUUUAAUCCCUUGCAGAUUAUACUCUCAUCAAACUGUUAAUCAGAUGGUUUUAUUUAUAUUUAAAUUUUUGGAGCUUAAACACGAUUUAGACAUUUGGGUUUAAUAACUAACCUUUGCUCAAAACACAAGUUCAGAACAUUUUAAAGGCUUUUAGCGCCCCCUAGUGUCCGUCUGUGGAGCCCAAAGCAAAACUUAUCUCCUUGUGUGUUUUUAAAGAUUAAAUUCCCAUAUUUGUCACAUACACCGGUGUGAUGUGGUGAAAACUGUUCUCCAUCCCCACGGGAGGCAGUGGGCUGCAGACCCGGCCGCACACGGGAACUAUUUGGUGGUUUAACCCCCCCAACGCAAGCCUUUAAAGCUGAGUUUCAAGUACGGAGGCAUUUGGUCCCAUUUUUAUAAAAUCUUUGGUACGACCCGACUGGGAUUUGAACCCCGACCUCCAUCCCCUUCCACACAGCUCAUGGAUCCCCGGAAGAAUGAAAAAAUGAACGUAAGUCAAUGGAGCUAAAAGAGCUAUCUUCUAAUCUGCUCUGCCUUACGCCCUGAUCACACAUAUGUACUGCUAUUUAAAUCGAAAGUAGUGAUGGGUGUUUCGACCACGCCAGUCACGUACUUUGAGAUUUAUUAGCUUGUAAAAGUUUGUAAUUAACACGACUAAAUCGGCACAUCGCAUAUAUGACAUCACCACAUAAUCUCCUCCCCCUAGCGUAGCUGCUACUUACCACAUGGCCAUACUUAUGGCGGUUCUUUCCUCCUGAAGAAAAGAUUAGCUGAACUUACAGCCCUUUUCCCUCAGUUUUCUCCGUGUCUGGUUCGAUGACGUCACUUUCGUGAAGCACAUUUGUAGUCCUGGACUUAUUAUCACACAAAGCCUAAAAUAUCGUCGUCGUCGUCCCCCCCAAUGGGAAAAAGAGGGCUUUCUUGGUAUCAAAUGCGUAUUUAAAAUUCACGGACAUCAUAUGUGAAAUCCAUGACACAUAGAAAGCAGAAUUAGAAAAUAGCGCAGCGGUGUCCAAUCCUGGUCCUCGAGGGCCGGUCUCCAGCACGUUUUCGUUUUAACCUGCUUCAACACACCUGAUUUCAAUCAGCAGGUGAUUAACAGGCUUCUGCAGAGCCUGAUGAGCUGCUGCACAGGUGAUUCAUUCAGCUAAUCAAGCAUGUUGAAGCAGAAAAACCACAAAACCUGCUGGUUAACGGCCCUCCAGGACCAGGAUUGGACACCCUUGAUAGCGUUUUUAGCCCCGUUGACUUGCGUUCAUUUUUUCGUUCUUCCAGGGAACCGUGGUCCGGAAGUUGGCGUGACUUAGGCUCCCUCGACCUCUAGGCCACUGUGAUGAUGAUGCCAUUUAAAAACUUAAUCUAACUGCUGAAAUGUUUCCCCAGCCUUCAUUAGUGUCUACAGAAGUGAUUCAUCACUAAAUUAUACCUAUCUGCUCAUGAUCUAAAACAAGCAGUGUUGGGCAAGUUACUUCAAAACUGUAAUGCAUUAUUUAUUACUUGUUACCCUCAUUUUAAAGUAAUUCAUUACUUACAAUAUUACUGAUUUUAAAAUGUAAGGCAUUACACUACUUUUGCAUUACUUUAAGUUACUUUCACCAAAACAACUUCAGUAUGAAUCUGGUCACGUGACGCUCAGCGAGCUCAUGACAUAUAUGUGGAAGGUGAUGUGGUGUCUGAGCUAGGGUUGCUGUUAAAACAGUCAGAUAUAAUAACAGUGCUUUAAAAUGAUUGUUUAUUAAAUAAAAGCAACAACAAUCUGUACUCUCAGCACGCUGCCAUCUUAUAGGGCCAUCUGAGCAGGGAGUGAGGUGGUGGGGGCUCCAAGCCUAUAUUUGCCUUGGUCCCCAAAUGCCUUGAUACGGCCCUGGAUGUGGGACUGACUUCUGGGGAGAUCUGAUUCUAUCACAUGUAUAAAUAUUAAAUGCUUAUAGAUUAUUUCUUUUCACUGGUAAAAAUGUGUAUUGGGGAUAAAUCUACCUACUUUUUUCUUUUUAAGCACUUUGUUUUGUUUUCUUGAUUUUAUGUGAAUAAUUUCCGGCCCUUUCUCUCUCUAACCUUCCUGCAUGCUGCAUGUUUUCUCCGUCUCCCAGAAAAACUGUUUCCUAGAUUUCCUAUUUUCUAACUAAUCAGCCAAAGGGAUCUACCGAACUAAAAAAAAAAAAAAAGCUUAAUAUGCGCUGCGCUCCAGCAGCAAUGAGCUGAAAUCACCGGGGCACAGAUGAUGAACUCAGCUGAAAAGUACAUGAAGUACCAGAGAAUAUGGGCUGAUAUAAACGAUCGCAAACGAAUUACUUUGUGUUGGUGGAGCGAUUUUGUGAAUAUAACAGCGGCCGUGCGCAGGACGCAGCUGGAGUAUUUGAGCCAUCACCGCUGUGUCCUCUCUGCUCAUAGAAUGCCCACAAAGCUGAGUCCAUAAAUGACGUCAUAUAUGUGGAUACUGAAUCUUUUUUCAGGCUUCCCGCAAUUUGAAUUUUUAGGAAACCCACAUCUUGAUUCUGGGAUUAAAAAUGCAUUGUAAUUACCGCGUUACUGACAACUGUACCGAGUAAAUAUGACCAUUUUCUUUCCCUGUAAUGCCUUACAUUACCACAUUACAGCAAAAAGCAAUGCAUUACAGUAAUUAAUUACUUUUGUACCGCGUUACUCCAAAGACUGAAAACAAGCUGGAAUGUCAGCGUCCCGCCAGUCUCACAGGGCCGACAGGGGCUGGGUGGCCUUUCAUUAACCCUGUAAAGCCGGGGUCCUCAGCAAAAUUUGUUCAAGGGCCGAAGUUUCUCCUGGCUGACACCGCGAGGGCCAAAUGCUCUAAGAUAAAGUUCAAGUGUUAUUGUAUCUUAAUUUAUUAAUAUUUAAAAUGGAUUUGUCUUCCAUCUAAACUGUUUUGAUUAUAAUUUUAAUGCACCGGAGAAUGUAAACAAUUAACUGUAUUUGGGACAGGAAUUCUGUUGUUAAACUUUAAGGUCGUCCAAUUCGGGGGUGUUAUGGCCCAAAGGGUUGGGGGGCAGGGAGGAAAGUUCUGGCGGGCCGGAUGUGGCCCGCGGGCCGCCACUUGAGGUUUACUGCUGUAAAGGGUCAUUUUAGCACAUACUGGCUCAAGGAAUGAUUUCGACAUAUGGAAAUUUGCAAAGCAUCCCUUUAAAUGUAUACAGAAUUUUUUGUACUAACAGUAAAAAUUUAAUAAAAGUUAAUUCAACUGCUU
Messenger RNA from Nothobranchius furzeri (turquoise killifish), 4222 nucleotides. The record is from RefSeq and is a predicted model, not a curated record. Lineage: Eukaryota; Metazoa; Chordata; Actinopteri; Cyprinodontiformes; Nothobranchiidae.